CAGAAGUCUACCUCAGUAUCUCUAUUCACUUACACUAUAACCAUCGAGAGAAGCAUUGAGUAGUGCCUUGGUAUAUCUACAUCUUACUUAUCUAUCCGUCAACAUGGCCCCUUCAGAGCGUCUUCCCGCACCCACCGUGAUCAAGACGACACACGACAAAGACGGCAAAUCCAUCGUCAACAAAUCCGUGCCCGAGCAUCCCAAUGAGCAAGUCGUCACCAACGGCGAUGCAGUCUUCUACUUGGGCUACGCAACCGAGCAAUUCCCCGUAGAGAUGAAUAACGACACCGACCUAAAAGCCUACGAGAAGCUCGAAAGCUCACCACCAGGACUGACCAUCAGCGGCGGAACAGUGCUGAGAUACGUCGACUUGAAGCCCGGAUGCACGAGCGCCAUGCACCGGACGAUUUCACUCGACUACGGCAUUGUGAUUGCCGGACAACUGGAGCUGGUCUUGGAUUCGGGCGAGACGCGCAUUCUGGGUCCUGGCGAUAUUUGUGUGCAGAGAGGCACGAUGCAUGCGUGGAAGAACCCGAGCGACACGACGUGGGCGCGAGUGGUGUUUGUGUUGGUUCCUAGCAAGCCGUUGGAGGUGAAUGGACAGAAGUUGGGUGAGGAUUAUGGGGGUAAUAUGGCGGGUGUGCGUGCGUCUAGUUGAGCGGAGCGGAGCGGAGGCGUGAUGGACAGCGCGGUAUAGCAAUAGCAUAGGUACCCAGGUGAUGAGGUGUCCUAGAACUAGGUACAUGUACCUGGAGUAGGAGGUAGACUAUGCCGAUAGGAGGUACCUCCUAUAGUAACAGGCUAACAGCGGGACUUUUUCAAAGCGCAUGCCAAGCCC
This is a messenger RNA of Sphaerulina musiva SO2202, 838 nucleotides long. RefSeq lists its product as uncharacterized. NCBI's taxonomy places the organism in Eukaryota, Fungi, Ascomycota, Dothideomycetes, Mycosphaerellales, Mycosphaerellaceae. The record is from RefSeq and is a predicted model, not a curated record. The transcript has 2 exons. The coding region runs from base 104 to 658 and encodes 184 amino acids.